Zea mays is the source of this 1757-nucleotide messenger RNA. RefSeq lists its product as uncharacterized. The transcript is spliced from 2 exons. The record is from RefSeq and is a predicted model, not a curated record. NCBI's taxonomy places the organism in Eukaryota, Viridiplantae, Streptophyta, Magnoliopsida, Poales, Poaceae. Gene Ontology annotation, molecular function: sequence-specific DNA binding; DNA-binding transcription factor activity. Gene Ontology annotation, biological process: regulation of DNA-templated transcription. Bases 223 to 1188 code for a protein of 321 amino acids. Gene Ontology annotation, cellular component: nucleus.
CACGGCACACAGCACGCAGUCACAAUAACAGCGCACAACCCAACCAGGCCGUCAUCUUUCUCCUCUCUCCUCUAUAAAAGGCAAGCUAGCCCCAUAAUCCUGCAAACUGCAUUCUCGAUCAUCGGCUACCUACCAGCUCGCUGUUCUUGCUGAAGCCCUGGAGCUAUAUAGCUUCGAUCUGCGCAGCACAGGUUGUCUGUCGACUAGUGAUUAGUGAAGAAGAUGGCGGCGCGUGACCACCGAGAGCUGAGCGGCGACGAGGACUCCGUGGUGGCGGCCGGAGACCUCCGCCGCGGGCCAUGGACGGUGGAGGAGGACAUGCUCCUCGUCAACUACGUCGCCGCGCACGGCGAGGGCCGCUGGAACGCGCUGGCACGAUGCGCAGGGCUCCGGCGGACGGGGAAGAGCUGCCGCCUGCGGUGGCUCAACUACCUGCGGCCGGACCUGCGGCGGGGCAACAUCACGGCGCAGGAGCAGCUGCUCAUCCUGGAGCUGCACUCCCGCUGGGGCAACCGCUGGUCCAAGAUCGCGCAGCACCUCCCGGGGCGCACCGACAACGAGAUCAAGAACUACUGGCGCACGCGGGUGCAGAAGCACGCCAGGCAGCUCAACUGCGACGUCAACAGCCAGCGCUUCAAGGACCUCAUGCGCUACAUCUGGAUGCCGCGCCUCCUCGAGCGCAUCGGCUCCGACGACUCCGGGGACGGCGCCUUCGUUAUCGACGCCGCCACGCCGACGCCAACGCCGACGCUCCUCACGGCCGCCACGUGGUGCGUGGACGACGUCGAGCUGUCCUGCACCACCGCCGUGUCGUCGUCGUCGUCCGUGUCCACGGACAGCAUGCACCAGCAGCAGCAGCAGCAGCAGCUCGUCGCCGUGUCCCCGCCGCCACAGCCCGCCGCCUUUGGCGAGAGCAACAACGACGCCUCCCACUACGGUGUCCACAACAGCAACGCUGCUAUGUCCAUGUGGGGGGACACGCUGUGCCAACCACCGCACUCGGCGACGCCGCACCUGGCGGGCGCCGGGACCUGCAGCUGGUCAGACGAGUCUCUGCUGGUACCUGAUGCCGGCGGCGGCGUGUACGCCGACAUGGGGCUUCCGGACCUCUGCGACACCGACACCAUGUGGGCCGCCGGCGCCAGCGCCGACGACGACCUGUGGUACACGCAGAUAAUGGGGCUGUGAAAUUAAAGCAAGUCCGCCGGCGGCCGGUUGGAUUUGGCCUCAUGGAUUUCUAUCUAGCCCGGUGGAAGCGGCGGGCAGCGAGUUAAUUAAUUAGUAUUGUAGAUGACACACACAACACAGUCAGCAGCAAGAAGUCUACACAAUCGUCUAGACGGGCUGGAAGAAGGAGAAGGCCAUUAUUGGUGGGCUUUUGACCGUGAAGACUGAAACCAUGCGUCGUCUUCGUCCCACUUUGGCCGCCAAUAAUUUUUCUUCUCCAGUUCUUGCCCAUUCAUUCGCUGCUAUACUUUCUAGCUAGAAGCUAGCAGCUUUAGUAUAUGGUCAUGGUCAUGGAGUAGCAGCUAGCAGAGCACUAUCUAGUUUACCACCAUAAGGUGUUUGCUUUUUUUCUUCCUCAUCCUCACCUCCAUUGAUUCUUUGUGGGUAAAUAUAUCGGAGUGGUUAUUGGUUUGUAACUUUGUUAAGUGUCUGGUGAUGAUCCUGGAAAGAAAGAAACAAAGAAAAAGGUCUCGGUUGAAAUAAAAGCUGAAACACCAAUCAAUGCCUGCACUGGGUGUUUAGUUUGUUCA